AGCGGCCCCACUUUAGCAAAGAGCUUCCUUGACCUUCAUCCCAUCUGCGACUCCAACAAGCCGCGGUACGUAGGAUUACUUCCUGCUAUUCCUUGUGUUUGCGCCCUCAACACACACUUUCAACCGUCAGUCAACGACAAACGGCUAUCCCAAAUCAGUCAAUGCUCACACAAACAAACCUCGACGUCUCAAAUUUCACAAAUUCAUAAUUUCAUAAUCCCUACCUCCCGCGCCGCGAUCUCCAGUGUCUGGCGCGUCCUCUGCCGACCCGCUUCAGAUCCCCUCCCCUGUCGCGCGCGACCAGAAAACUCGACCACUUACUUUCCGUGCGCCACCAGAAUUUUGACCCUGGCAAGCUCUCCCCAGCCUCCUCAAUAUCAUCCUCUCUAGCUGCCCCCCGACCAUACCCAAAGCCCAACGUCGCUUCCUCUUUCAGAUUUCUCUCACCCAACCUCUUUUUGAAUCCCAAAUCGACUUUGCAUCGCGGUGCUGGAUUCCCUCGCAACCACACAAAAUCACACGAGCUUGUUUCCGUCGCCACCCUGGUGGUGACGCUCAAAGCUGUCCACAAUACCAGCUCUACGUGCCCAUGAAGAGCACCCCACAAGCUUGACCGACCCAAACUUUGAAUCUUACGACCGUUACGAACGUUACGACCACCCAACCACCUUAUAUCAGCGCCAGCAGCAGCAUCACCUUCCUCCUCGCACCCCCACUCCCCUCCUCGUCCGCGACCACGACGGACGAUCCACGCCCUCCUCGCACAGAUCUCUCAGACGCACCCCAAAGUUCGAGGCUGCCACUUCGAGCCCUAGGUCCAGCCAGCGAACUCCUCGAAGGGUCCACCUCGAGGCUGUCUCUGUUGGGAUAAGUCCUAUUGCACUUUUCUCAACAGCCGGGCCGCCGGGAACCCCUCUCGAUAAGGGAAAGGCCAAGGAGGUUGCACCGCUUCCGGAGCAGAGCCAGACCCGCCAAGAAUCUACUGCACCUGAAAGGCCUGUUGGCCAGCCCCCAAGGCGGAUACUCUCUCAAGAUCUAAGCGAGGAUCCCGACGAUCAAGAUUCUACUGCUCCUGCAGAGUCUCCUAGAGAAAAACGCGUCUCGUUUGUUUCACAGAAGACAGGGCCUGAACCUCAUCCCGUCCUUCGCAUCUCCAAGCACACGCACAGUGCCAUCCUCUGGGCCCUCGAGGAAGCCUUGCGUUAUCCUAAUCCCUUCACGCCGGAUCUGAUUGAAGAGAGCGCAUCCAUGGCCGAUCUCCUACAUGGAGGCCCGGCGACGACCAAUGGGCAGGCUCCAGGAUCAUCCCGCCCAACGGCACCGCCGGCUCCUGUAGGCUCGCCCGCCAGCGGCAUACGUGGUCCUAAGAUGAUCAUGCAGGAACGACGCGAGCGUGAGCAGCGGCGCAAGGAUGAAGCGACGCGUCGGGAAGCAGAGGCGCGAGAGAGAGAGGAAUUAGAACGCGACGCACAAGCCGAUCAGGAGCAGCGCAUAUGGGAGGAGCGCGAGCGCCAGCUCCGGCUUGAGCAACAGAGGCAGCAGGAGAUCUCAAAGGAACUUCAGAUGCGCGAGCGCGAGAGAAGGGCUCAACAACAACAACAAGCUGCUGGCGCUGAUAUACCACCCCAAUCAAUAGAUCCAGCAAUUCAACGGAGGCAACAGAGAGCCGCCGAAGCGCAUGCAGCGCGAUUAUUAGAUGCACAACGACACGUAUCACAAACUCAGGGUAUUGCGGCAGGACAGCAAUUGUCGCACGGCUCACAGCAUAGGAGGUCUUCACAAACCCAACAACCAGGAGCACAACAUGCAGGAGGUCCCAGCUUCUCGGGCCCGCCCCCAACAUCAGCCGUACCUGCUCCCACAAGUGGGCCUGGCUACCAGACUGCCGAGCCGUCUGCAACAGGCGCCAACUCGAGCCGUCCUAGGAACUCAUUUCCCCACGCAUUUGAGCGGUGGGAGGCUCUAUCGGCGCAUUGGGAGGGCCUGACAAGCUUCUGGAUUCGUCGCCUGCAGCAGCACACAGAGGAGAUUGAGCGUGACCCGCUCUCACAGCAGCUUGCGAGACAGAACACCGACCUCUCAGCCGCGGGCGCCAAUCUCUUCCAUGCAGUAGUCGAGCUGCAGCGAUUGCGUGCCUCUUCAGAGCGCAAGUUCCAGCGCUGGUUCUUUGAGACCCGGACGGAGAUUGAGAAGCUUCAGGAGCAAAAUGCUAUCCUGAACAGAACUAUAGAAGAAGAGAGACAGCAACACGCAGACGCGAUUCGCGACGCAGUAGAGCACGAGGGCGCCAAUAGCAAGAUACAGCGGCAGUUGGCCGAAAUGCGCAAAGAGUUGCUCAUCAGCAAGGAGGAGGCACGGCGGGCCUGGGAGGAGCUGGGCAGGAGAGAGGAGGCCGAGCGGGAAUGGACGCAGAGCUUGCAACAUGGCCUGCCCACUAGCGUUGGUGGUGUCCAGGUCGUGCCGAUGAACGCAGGCAUCCCCUCGCGCAACACUAGUACUAGAGAUGGCGCGCAUCAGCAGCAACAACAACAACAGCCGCAGCAGCAGCAGGUCGAGUACGGUUCAUCGGCACAGGCUGGCCCAAGUGGAUCACACCGACCGGCAUCCUCUGGCAGCCAUAGCGCGAACAUGCCACCGACGACAAGCAGUGGCGGUCAGGCAUACUACCAACCACAAAUGCCGGCGGCUGCAGUACAUGAGCAGCGCAGCUACGGCGAUGGUCGGUCAGAGGGUGGAUAUAGCGAAGGCGAGUAUGCCAUCGACUCUCACGGCAACUUCAUCCGCGAUUCGAUGGGCAACAAGAUUCCUUUCCGAGGUGGCACCACAUCACCCGCCGAGGAGGGAGCGCCUUCUGACCUGGGACACCACAUGGCGGAGGACUACGACAUGAUGCCGCCUGGGAGCUCGCACAGUGGCGGUAUCCCGCCAGCGCUGACGUACCCGCCGCCGCCCCGGGAGCCUCCUCAGUGGCAGCAGGAGCCCCAGCCCCCAUCUGCAGACUAUGCAGGCCAGGGAUACGGCGCUCCCGGAUGGGAGACAGUUCCUAGGCAUAGGCACCCGACGCGUUUGAGUGUGAUCGAGGAAGAUGAGAGGAGUCGGGCCAGCAAGACCACGAGCCAGAUCAGUCGACCUUGAAAGGGAGUCAUCCCACUCCAGUGGCGAUUCCGCUGUCUUGAUCAACGUACAUCACAGAGGUUACGCAACAGUAACAGUAUUUGUUUGUGGAACAAAGCGCGUCGGCUAUGGCUACAUGUGGAUUGGUACAGCCGGCAUGGUUGCAUGAAUAUCCCAAACAAGAAACCAACCACGUGCCUUGUUUCUUCUUCUCAAUUUAAUUUUGUAUUUGAUCUUUGAAUCUACAAAGGCGAGGCGUUUCAAAAUAUUGCGGACAUUGCUCCAGACACUGGCUGGAGUCCUUGCAUUUUUAAAUCUUUUCUUUAGAUUCUUUUCUUACAAUCGAUGGGCUUUCGUUCCUUCAUCUCUACUUAACUUCCUCCCCGUCUUUUUUUCCUUAUUGUUCAUACAAGGGGUUGUGGCUGAAGGUUCUAUUUUACUCGGGAAUGGCUUAUUACUUCGUUCCGGAAAGUCUGGAGUGGUCUUAUUAUCUUCCCUCAAAAUUCUCUUAUACUGCAGCUUCGUUUUAUUAACUCAACAUGGCUGUUGAAGUUAAUAGCUACUAUCUACCUUCUACAUCAUCACCCGGCGAGGUUUUCGGCUUUGGCGGAGGCGAUGGCUUGACUUUUCAGGGCCUUUUUUUGUUGCCUUGAGUAUCGAUGACUUACUGGAUACAUUGGGAGGUUAUUUCUUUCCCCCCAUCAAUUUCAGAAGAGAGGUGGAUGUAAUGGGGCUCAGAGUAUCAAAAAAUUGUACAAUGAUCUUUUUUCAAUUCUUCACAUUUCACAUGCUUUUUAAUGCUGUGACGUCGGUGGUCUGAUGAUUGUUCCUUUCUUGGCCUAUCC
Pyricularia oryzae 70-15 is the source of this 3959-nucleotide messenger RNA. RefSeq lists its product as uncharacterized. The transcript has 2 exons. The record is from RefSeq and is a predicted model, not a curated record. The coding region runs from base 1249 to 3135 and encodes 628 amino acids. NCBI's taxonomy places the organism in Eukaryota, Fungi, Ascomycota, Sordariomycetes, Magnaporthales, Pyriculariaceae.